Molecule: messenger RNA, 3218 nt
Organism: Lobosporangium transversale
Lineage: Eukaryota; Fungi; Mortierellomycota; Mortierellomycetes; Mortierellales; Mortierellaceae
Exons: 2
Coding region: 165-3086 (973 amino acids)
Source: RefSeq, a predicted model, not a curated record
CUCAUAAACAUCGUCGCCAUCUCGAUUCCAACGAUUCAGUCAUCCUGUCAUUAAUUUGGUCUGAAGACUGUGCUGCUGUAUCUUGAGAGAUCGGUGGGAAACCUGCCUAGUUUCUAGUAUCAGGCUGUGCAGUUCUCUCCUAAUUCUUCAGAUUUCUGAAAACAAUGAUGGUAAUGGGGCAUGUACAACCGCUAAGGUCUUCGUUUCAUAGCAAGACCGACCCUUUUCAUGGGCAUUCACAUCUCUCUCACCAAGAGCAAUACGUUGAAAGAACUCAGGGGAAAAUGAUACGGGGAGAUUUAUUGGCUGAUGCGCACAGCCACCAGACCACUCAUUCAGAAAAUGAUGGUGAAGACGAUGUCAACUUUCACGAUUACAUUCACUCGAAAAAUGACGAUGAUAAGGAGGCGGAUAACACUCACUUUGUAUCUCUACCCUUACCUCAAAAUAUGUCCACAAACGAUGUGACAGAUAUGGACAGUUCACGAGAUAAUCACCUCAAUAGUACUACCAAUAUUACUACAAAUGAGAGUCAACAGAUUCCUUCCUCCAGUGAUACAGAUACCCAUAUGUGCUCUGUAAAUAUUGAUCACCUUUAUGAAUCAACAUCAUAUCAAUUCCCUCCAUAUGAUCUCGUGCCUCCUCCAACUCAUGAUUUAUUUCGUACUCUGAUGGAAGAGCUUCAGACUCAGGCUGCUAUUCAACGAGAUCAGUUUAUGGCGCCCUCGACAAGACUCGAUUCCUCUGAAAGCAAUACAGAUAGCACUCACCAUGGCCACCAUGUGAGAUCCGUGCCGCGAUUCAUGAUGGAGCCCCUAGACUUUCUCAGUUCUACAUAUGAGUCCUGCUUAGAUCCAGAUUUGAAUCACACCAAUGAAUCAACAAUGUCAUCAACACAGACUCAGCAUUCAUAUCAAGAGUCACCUCAACCUACUGAACUGAACCAGGCUACUUCGGACAUGGUUUCUCUAUCAACACCACAUUCAUCAGGUGCAGGCACAAAUAUGAGCGAUGCCGUCAAAGAGCUCGACACUGUAAAUCCUAAAAAGCGACCAUUAUCAGAUGAGCCUCACAAAUUCGAGACAGACGAUGGCUCAAGUCCACCUCACCCGAUAUCUACAAGUCAUGAACACUUGUCUCCACCAACACAGGAUUUAUUUCGUAUGCUUAUGGAAGAGCUUGAGACUCAAGCAGCGAUCCAGCGAGAUCAUGAUUUAGCAUCUUCGAACAAAUCUGAUAUUAGUGGGAAUACAAUGAACACGUCUGAGUUCUCUUUCCAUAACAAUCUUCAUAAUCAUCACUAUCAUCACAAUCGAUUGCCCCGUUUUGUCAUGGAUCCUUUUGAUGUCUUUAUCGAUUCAACUCAGACUUCCGAGAACCAACCAUCUGUAACAUCAGCACCCUCUAAUCCAGAGGAGGCUCAGGAGACAACUUCCUCAAUCUUGCCUUCACAUGAUCUCUCGCCGCCCACGCAGGAUUUAUUCCGUACGCUCAUGGAGGAGCUUGAGACCCAGGCAGCAUUUCAACGUGAUCAGUACAUGGCAGAGACUACUGGUAUACCAGCUAGAGUGGAUCCUGAGGAGUAUGUGUUUAAUGGACAGCACCUUAGACCAUUACCCCGCUUCAUGAUGGAGCCACUAGAUUUCUUGAACAACGAUUUUGAUUCCUGUCUGGAUCCCCAUGCGACAAAUGAAAGUGGAUCCAAUAGUGCGUACCCAUUCAGCUCAGCACAGGCUGCUACCACGGACGUCACUCUGACGGAGGUACCCAAUGAUACUAAUAGAUCAGUUGCCAAGCCUUCACGUCUCUUACCAGCGAGAUCUCCCCGCCCAAGGAAACACAAGGCAUAUAAGGCUAUUCUCCCACAGCAAUCAUCGUCUCCGACGCAUGAGCACGGCGCAAGCCAGAAUGAAGCUAGUGAACCAAGGACGGAGCAAACAGCGAGCUCGGCAAAGAGGCGCAAACUCAAUAAUACGAGCUCACCAUCCUUGGCCCCCUCUUCGCCAGCAUCCACACAGCUGGCUUCUGAUCCCACAGUCUCAUCUCCCGAGCCAGAAGCAAAGAGUAAUCAGGAGUCACAGCCUCCAGCGGAUGUUACAUCAGAUUUUUCUUCAUCACCUUUUACCGAUACGUCAGAAGGCCACAGCCCUGAUGAGUCCGUUGAAGGCGCAAACAUAUCAGCUAAGCGGCCAUGGACGUCCAAGGAUGAAGAACUAUUGCUAAAAUUGUUUGCAAUGCAAGUACCUAUUAAGGAAAUUGCACAAACCCUGAAACGCACUGUCCAUUCUGUGCGCUCCCGUCGACAAAUUUUGACCGACCCUGGGUUUGUAAGAGGAAAGGGUCAUGGUGUUUCCAGGCGCUGCAAGCAGGAUCCAGCAACGACGACUAAACUGCCAACCUAUGCACAAAUGGCAUUCCUUUCCUUGGCAUGGCUGCCGGAGUUGGAGGGGACAUUGAACGACGUUGCGGCCAUGGUAGAGAAGCUAUUCAGCCGUCAUUUGAACAGAAUUCCACGUACUGGACACAAAAAUCUUCAGAUUUGGAGGGCGCAGAUUUCGGAUGCACUAGCUCAUGAAAAGGGCCAGCCUAGGCCUCGCUUCGAGAGUUUUGGUUUAAAGCGUGGCAGGCAAUGGGUCUACCGCUUGACUGAUUUUGGUAAACACAUUGUGGAUGCAAUGGGCGGAGUUGAGGCUGUGUGUCAAGACCUACUGAAGAGCAAUGAGAUGGAGCUUGCGGCCUCAAUAGCUGAGAACACAACCGGAGGGCCUAACGGAACCAGCCAAGAUGCAAAUGGUUUAUCCAAGAGCGUUGGAUCUGGCGCUGAUGCUGGGAUCGGGCAAGGCCAGGGAUAUGGAUACAGCUACCGCCCUCCAGAUGCGCGACAAAAGUCUCGAAAACGAACUAGACCCCCAAGAUUGUCUGCUGCGCGGAGAAAACAGCUAGAGGAAUUAGCGAAGCAAGAGCCACGCCCGAAGGGUUCUGUAAGUGCGAUUGCCAGAGCCAUGGAGGCCAUGGCUGCGGGGUUGGCCAAGGUAGUGGCACAGGAGGAAGAGAAGGAUAGGAUGAUUGUAAAGAAAGCAUCAUAAGGCGAGACGCGAAUGAUGGGCGUAGCGCGUCAAGCAGGCGGUCUCCUUAAUUAGGAGCUUCAUCUUGUACCAUAGCACCAACAAGUAUAGUAGACUAGAGCUACCCUGUACAUGUAAAUAGUCGUAACGAAG